Messenger RNA from Clunio marinus, 225 nucleotides. The record is from the annotation of a GenBank genome assembly. Lineage: Eukaryota; Metazoa; Arthropoda; Insecta; Diptera; Chironomidae.
AUGUGGGAUACAGCAAUAGAACAAAAGAAAAGAGAAAAAAAAUUAAAAGUUAGAAAGAAUGAAAUUCGAAAAGAGUCAUCGAAUCACAUUUUACUUGAAGUUCGAUGUCAAGGAUCCGACAAUGAAUUAAAUCGCAUGAACAAUAAAUUACAAAUGACUGCGAAUUCUUGCAGCAACAUCUCAUUUUAUGUAACUUUCAGUUUGUUGCCUGAUAAAGAAGAUUAA